AUGGCUACUCAAGAGCAAAAGAUAACCGAAGACACUAACCCAAUCAAUGAAAACGCAACAAUCACUGCAAUAAAGCUGCCGAUGCCAACAUUAAUAAAAAACAACAUUGACCUUUGGUUUAUUCAGUUGGACUACUGGUUCCAAGUCAACAACAUAAAGGGCGAUACUCAAAAGUUUGGCACAGUUAUCGCAGCAUUGGAUGCAUCGCUGUUAGAACAGAUUUAUAACACAAUACAGAAUCCACCAGCAACUCAGAAGUACGAAGCUAUCAAGCAAGCAAUAAUAAAAAACUUUGCGGAUAGUGAACAAAAACGCAUACAAAAAUUAGUUAGUGGUUUACAGCUUGGGGAUAAAAAGCCAUCCCAUCUUUUAAGCGAAUUGCAACGUAUUAGUGGAAGCAAACAAGACGAACAAUUACUGAAAGGGUUAUGGUUACAACGUCUUCCUGUAGAAGUACAGACAUGUCUAGCCACAAUUCAAGUGGAACUACCUAAGAUGGCGGAAUUGGCAGACAACAUAACCGAAACAAUCCGUAUAAACUCAACAAUGCAAGGAACUUACGUCAAUGCAGCUAACGUCCCUGCAGCAGCUCAUAUUUCAACGUGA
Messenger RNA from Teleopsis dalmanni, 606 nucleotides. RefSeq lists its product as uncharacterized. The transcript has a single exon. Lineage: Eukaryota; Metazoa; Arthropoda; Insecta; Diptera; Diopsidae. Bases 1 to 606 code for a protein of 201 amino acids. The record is from RefSeq and is a predicted model, not a curated record.